Papaver somniferum (opium poppy) is the source of this 1995-nucleotide messenger RNA. RefSeq names its product protein trichome birefringence-like 2. Gene Ontology annotation, cellular component: Golgi apparatus. Lineage: Eukaryota; Viridiplantae; Streptophyta; Magnoliopsida; Ranunculales; Papaveraceae. The record is from RefSeq and is a predicted model, not a curated record. The transcript is spliced from 5 exons. The coding region runs from base 169 to 1788 and encodes 539 amino acids. Gene Ontology annotation, molecular function: O-acetyltransferase activity.
UCAUAAUGGUCUGAUCCGGUUUAGAAAGAAUACAUAUUGCAAGUACAGUAGUAGAAGAAGCUUCUUUCUUGGUGCUCUCUUCACUAUCCACUAUCACUUGCAUCUGUCUAAACAAGCUCAGGAACAAACUCUAGGCCACUCUCAUCACCUCUUCCUAUAUUUUGAACAAUGAGAAAGCUAAGGCUUACAGAGAAGUUAUGUCACUUACUAGAGACAUCGUCUCAUCACCGUUCAAAGAGAAAAGCAUCAUUGAACGUACUGUUUGGUUAUGGUUUUGUCUUUGGAGCUUCAGCAUUAGUUCUAACAGCUAUUAUCUUUAUGUUCUCAUUUAUUUCUUCGUCGCUAAUGAAUCCCGUGCUUCAAAAUAAUUACGUCAAAGUUACUUUACCGGAAGAACACUACUCUUCUAGUACUACUGUUAGCAUUGGCAUUCCUACUGCUUCUCCAGAGUUAACGAGCAACUUCACCCUCGAUGAACUAUCCGAUACAAACCUCACAGAAACCAGUUUUGAGGGCACACAUGUUGGUCCCAGUAAUCUAACUACAGAGGAAGAGUUCCUAGGUACGAAUAAAGACAAUGUUACUACAACCUCGAGUAAUUUAUCCCGUGAUGACGACAGUAGUAGACCAAAUGAUGAGAAGAAACAAAGUGAUGUUGAUGAGGAUGCGGAUCAAUAUUCUUAUAGUGAUUGUGAUAUGUUUGAGGGAGAAUGGCUAAAGGUGGAGGAUCGAAAUCUAUAUUAUCCACCUGGUUCUUGCCCAUAUCUCACUAGACAGUCUUUCUCUUGUCAAGACAAUGGAAGACCUGAUGAUCAGUACCUCCAGUGGCAGUGGGAAUGGCUGUCAAAACAAACAAAUCCAAGGUGUAAUGAUAUCCCCAGCAUUCUGAAUGCAACUGAUUUUCUGGAGAGAUUGAGAGGGAAAAAGUUGGUGUUUGUUGGGGAUUCUUUAAAUAGCAAUAUGUUUUCUUCUUUGUUGUGCAUCCUAUGGAAUGUCAUUCCAGACAAGACCAAAGUUUCUUCCCCUCCUGGGAAAUUCAAGUCAAGAGGAGAUUCUUCAGUGUUAUAUGAGGACUACAAUUGUACCAUAGUAUUUGUCUGGUCAUCGUUUUUGGUGCACGAAACAAAUCCAAUUAGCCGCAGAAACAACAGUUUGUUAAUUCAGGAGCCAGAGACUUUAAGACUGGACUUGAUUGAUGACAUUGCAGCAUCGGUAUAUCGUGAUGCCGACGUUAUAGUUUUCGAUUCUUUUCAUUGGUGGGUUGAUGCGAAAACUAAUAAUGGAAUCAACUAUUUUCAACAAGGUAAUUACUUGUACCCGAAACUGGACAUCAAUAAAGCAUACAAGAAAGGUCUUACUACUUGGAGGAAAUGGAUUGACGGAAAUAUCGAUCCUAACAAAACCCAAGUUGUUUUCAGAGGAUAUUCAGAAACACAUUACGUAGGAGGGAGAUGGAACACAGGUGGACACUGUAACUUAGAAACAGAGCCGAUCAUGAGUAAUGAAACAUAUGUACCAUCUUUCCCCCGACAAGUGAAAAUACUAGAAAAUACUCUUCGGAAAAUGAAGACUCCUGUUAUAUAUCUGAAUGUCAGUAAACUUACUUACUAUCGAGCCGAUGCACACCCUUCUGCAUAUGCAAAGAAUUUAACUGCUGAAGAGAGAAUUGCAGCAAUGAAUUUUCAGGAUUGUAGUCAUUGGUGCUUACCAGGUGUACCUGAUACUUGGAAUGAGUUGCUGUAUGCUUCUUUGUUGAAAGCCGGAAAAGGAUCUUUCGGUAGACGUUAAAGACUGGGUUAUCCAAUCUUAUUGCAGUCGAAUCCUACUAAAUAGGAAAGUAGCAAGAUACAAUUUAGAACUAUUUGAAUGUUGUUGAUUCCCCAAAUUUUCAACCUAUAGCACCUUCUAAUUACUGGCUGGACACCACCUUUUGUACACUCCUUGGUAACUUGAAAUUUCGUAUUCAACAUUUGUCACUCACCUACCAAAGAGAGG